Messenger RNA from Periconia digitata, 932 nucleotides. NCBI's taxonomy places the organism in Eukaryota, Fungi, Ascomycota, Dothideomycetes, Pleosporales, Periconiaceae. The record is from the annotation of a GenBank genome assembly.
CAAACGACCUCGAAUAGGCCUAAAGUCGCGUCGCGUGCAAUCCAAUUCAUCUAUGCGUACCCAGAUACAUACCCACUGUCUUGGUAUUACUACAUCUUACGUGCUUCUAUCCUUAUCGAGACUGUUCCUUUCGUAUUCCUCCAUAGUAAUGUACCGCUCAUUCUGCAGGAGCCCCACGUGUUGAACUACCGUCAAGUAAGAUGAGCAUCGACACAGCGGCCCCCACUACUUACUGUGCUUGCCCCAGUGCAAAGCCGGUUGAUUGACACAGCUUCCUGCUUCUUCCGGACAAUCUCAUUUGAUUGCAACCAGAUACGAAGGAAGAUCUCGAAGUCACCUCGUACGCGAUACCGCAUGCCUGUCAUCGAUACUUGGGUGUCUUACUUCCCUUAUUCGGAAAUACCCCCUUUCUGAUCGGGCGAUACGUCUCCAUUGGGUAUCUGUAUACGUUUCUUUGUUUCCUUUGCAUGCCACAUUUUUGUGUGACUUGCUUUCGCCUUUCUCUACCCCUCUUUCCUCGGACUUACCCCGCGAUUAUCGCAUUGAUAAGAAAACGUCGUCAUGAUCUUUUUUGUUUUUGUUAUCACCAUCAAUCGUGGAGAUUGGUGGGAGAGAGACGAAUGCAUGGUCAAUGUCGUUUCAACCUAAUGUGCGGACGGAGCCGAGUUACCUCACUGAUGGGACUUUGUUAUGCGAGCAGGCCACGAGAGUCGAUUCGGCAUGCAGACAAGCAUGCCGAAUCGCUGGUUCAAAUUGUUUACCCCGCAUUUGCGAUUGCGAUAUCAUUCAACGUUUUGCAGUGGCUCCGAUGCUGCUGCUCCGUUUCUACCUUCCCGAUGGUUAGGGAACGCCGAGGGACGUGUUCAUGGAGGGCGGGAGGGGGGAGUUUCGGUUAUAGAGCGUGCUCUAGGGUCUGUAGAUCUGCGGGAUAG